CAUUCCUUAAAUGUGCUGCGUCCGUGUGUCCCUCACUCAUAGCCUCUCUUAGGCCCGGCUUGAAGGAUGGAUGCUGCACUGCUGUUGCUGUCCCUGUGGGCUCUGACUGGAACGGUCUCCCUGCAGGCUUCAGGGUCAUGUCCGGAGAGACUUCUGGGAGAGGAGAGAAGGAGGACGUGUCCUCGGCCCUGCAGAUCUGACAGUGACUGUGGCAACAAACGCCAGUGUCUGUGUGACGGCCAGUGUGGUCUCAGCUGUGUGGUUCCAGGUCGUACUUGUCCCUGGCCUCUUCCCCUCAGUGAAAACUCAGAAGCUCGCCUCCUUUCUCCCACUCACUCCUUUUCUGCCCUGCUUGAAGUACGCUGCAAGCCAGGCUUCAAUUUGCAGAAUGGCUUGGAUGCCACUGUCCGCCGUUGUCAGGGUGACCGACAGUGGAGUGGAGAUGAGCCCAUCUGCACAGAGAUUCAGGCACCUGAACACACUGCUGCCCCAACUUGCCCACUGCCUGAGGAUGUGAUCAACACCUUCAGCAUCCAUGGUGACGCAUCCAUAGGGACUUCAAUCCGCUACAGCUGCCUGUCUGGGGCAGAUAUUGUUGGGAGCAGUGAAAAUUUCUGUCAGGACAAUCAGACCUGGCAGAAUCCUCACCCCAUCUGUAAAAUGGUGUUUUGCAGGCCUCCCACAGAGGUGGAACAGGGCUAUGUGGUGGCUGUUCAGAAAACUGAGUAUGAGGUUGGCUUUGACAUCCACUACCUGUGCAAAAAGAACUUCUUGCUGGAUGGACCUCAGAAGAUCACAUGCCUGUUGAAUGGCAACUGGAGCGCAUCACCGCCACACUGUAGAGCUCGCUGUGUCAUCCCUGCUGAGCGAAGCCGUGUGGUGAUCGGUGGAGUGAAGCGCUGGCCAUUUGAUGUUACAGAUGCCAUGGUUCCCCACGGGGAAAAUGUGACAUUCUACUGCAAGCAUCCUCGGAAGCAAUGCAGCUUCACUGCAUCCCAGACCUGUUUUGAUGGAAAACUGCAGCCACCAGCGUGCUACCUUGAGCCCACAUGGUUGCAAUAUAAACUUUUCCCUCAUCGGCUGGUCUCAGAAAUUGAUGCGUGUGAACCUGGUGACGUGGAGUGAAGACCUCAACCCGUCACACCACUCAGUAUGAACACUAUGAACAAUAUGAACCUUUUCCAACACACCACUUUGCAGUCAUAUCCCUCUUUGCUACAAUUAUGAACUGUUAGACACUGAAGUAUUUUCCACAGCUCCUGUGAAUCAGUGUCUUAAGAAGUCUUGUGCUUAAGGCCUUGUGGAAUUCAAUGCUGCUUUUGUCUUUUUUCACUGCAUACUAUCACCCCACAGGCAUAAUUAUAACAAGUAUUACUUUGAUCCUUGUCCAGCUUGAGCCAGUGUAUGCUGUAGAAGCAACCCGCACUGUAAGCCUUCGUUAUGAUGUUUGUAUGGUGUAUUAAUACAUGCUAUACAUUCUAUACACAUGCUGGUGCGUAGGUUCAUGGGCCCCAUUUCUUGACUUCACUCUGUGAUAUUUCACUGUGUGAUCUAUACUUUCUACUGUUCAGCCUGACGCAUCAAGUCUUGAGGCUUGUAAGUUUUACAAUGUAAGUGAUUUUAAAUAAAAUGAUAUAAAAUG
Melanotaenia boesemani (Boeseman's rainbowfish) is the source of this 1642-nucleotide messenger RNA. RefSeq names its product ntl-dependent gene 5 (gene ntd5). Gene Ontology annotation, molecular function: peptidase inhibitor activity. The record is from RefSeq and is a predicted model, not a curated record. NCBI's taxonomy places the organism in Eukaryota, Metazoa, Chordata, Actinopteri, Atheriniformes, Melanotaeniidae. The transcript has 8 exons. Gene Ontology annotation, cellular component: extracellular region. Bases 67 to 1125 code for a protein of 352 amino acids.